Molecule: messenger RNA, 872 nt
Organism: Phyllopteryx taeniolatus (common seadragon)
Lineage: Eukaryota; Metazoa; Chordata; Actinopteri; Syngnathiformes; Syngnathidae
Gene: cetn3
Product: centrin 3
Exons: 5
Coding region: 34-705 (223 amino acids)
Biological process (GO): spindle pole body duplication
Cellular component (GO): microtubule organizing center
Molecular function (GO): microtubule binding; calcium ion binding
Source: RefSeq, a predicted model, not a curated record
CCUGCGAGCUCGCGCGCUCGCAGACGAGAACAAAUGUCACAAUUAAAUGUCGUCACAUUGGAGAAAGGACGUUUCUUGCGCCUUGCGCUCGACCUGCGCCACACAGCAAAAGCAUCAAGUUGGCUUGUUAUGAUGAGCGAAGACGGCGAAGACGCGGACAACUCGCAAACCAGUGACGUGUUUGCGGACAAGAGCAAACGGAAGAAGAGGAAGGAGCUGAGCGAUGAGCAGAAACACGAAAUACGAGAAGCCUUCGAGCUGUUCGACACGGACAAGGACAACCAAAUCGACUACCACGAGUUGAAGGUGGCGAUGCGAGCGCUGGGCUUCGAGUUGAAGAAGGUGGACGUCAUGCAGAUCCUGAAGGACUACGACAUGGAAGGAAGCGGCAAAAUAGCCUUUGAGGACUUCAAUGAAGUGGUGAGCGAGCUGAUCCUGCAGCGUGACCCCAAGGAGGAGAUCCUGAAGGCCUUCCGGCUGUUCGACGACGACGAGUCGGGAACCAUCAGCCUGAGGAACCUGAAGCGCGUGGCCCGGGAGCUCGGUGAGAACACCAGCGAGGAAGAACUGCGCAGCAUGAUCGACGCCUUCGACGGCGACGGCGACGGCGAAAGUCUGUGCGAGAAGAAACAGGAAGUGAUGGCGUGCGUUUGUCCGACAGUCAACCAGGAGGAGUUCCUGUCCAUCAUGAGCGGAGCGUCGUGAAGAUGUUUUCUCGUCGCCCUUCCCCGGAAGGUCGCAACCUGAUGAACUUUGUACGUGGCGAAGUCACACCCGUGACGUCGCCAUCUGUGCGGGAGGAAACAAACGUGAGUGUGUGCCUGUGUGUGCGUGCGUGUUUUAUUUAUUAAAAAAGCAAAACAACAAAAUGA